Messenger RNA from Rhopalosiphum maidis (corn leaf aphid), 2420 nucleotides. RefSeq names its product kinesin light chain (gene Klc). The transcript is spliced from 12 exons. Gene Ontology annotation, cellular component: cytoplasm; membrane-bounded organelle; kinesin complex. NCBI's taxonomy places the organism in Eukaryota, Metazoa, Arthropoda, Insecta, Hemiptera, Aphididae. Gene Ontology annotation, biological process: microtubule-based movement. Gene Ontology annotation, molecular function: kinesin binding. The record is from RefSeq and is a predicted model, not a curated record. Bases 331 to 1950 code for a protein of 539 amino acids.
AUCCAACAUUUUUAUUUUAUUCCAAUUCAUUUUUCAAUAAUAUACAUGAUAUGUGAAAGGUUUUUUUUGAGAAUUCAUUCACCUGUAAAUGUUAAUUUUUAUUUUAUUGUUUGUAAAAUCUUUAAGUUACAAAUGUGUAAUUACCCGUAUGUCAUAAUAAUUACUCUCUAAUAGUUGGGUGUACUUUUAGAUGUGUCGACUUCGGUGUAAAAUAUUCGAGUAAGAAUGGAUAUAUAAAUGCAAAGAACGUGAAACAGUUUAUAAAUACGAAGUAUUGUUGACAAAGAUUAUUUAUAUUUUCUAGCCAAUAGUUAACAAUAAUAAGUUACCAUGACUGUGAUGUCACAAGAAGAAAUGAUGGUUGGUAUAAAGACUGUUGCUCAAGGAUUGGAAGCCUUGAAAAACGAGUUAAUGGCAUCUAAUAACCCUUCUGGUCAAAAUACAAUGCAACCAGAAGAAAAACAGUCAAUGCUUCAAAAAACUUUAGAUAUGACAGAAUUAGGUCUUGGAGAAGCUCAGGUUAUGUUAGCUUUGGCUUCCCAUCUUCAAAAUGUUGAAGCAGAAAAACAAAAAUUACGAACCCAGGUUCGUAGACUUUGUCAAGAAAAUGCAUGGUUAAGAGAUGAAUUAGCUAACACACAACAAAAAUUACAAGCUUCUGAACAGGCUGUUGCAUUAUUGGAUGAACAAAAUAAACAUUUAGAGUUUAUGGCAUCUAUCAGUAAAUUUGAUGCUGAUAAGACCGAAGAUCAGACCGAAAACAAACUAGAAAAGUCUAAAAAUGAUGAUCCAGUUGUUGAUUUAUUCCCUGAUGAUGAAAACGAAGAAAGAAAUACGUUAUCACCAACACCACCAUCACAGUUUGCCCAACAAGUGAAUGCUGGAGCUGGUUAUGAGAUUCCAGCACGUUUAAGGACAUUACAUAAUUUAGUAAUUCAGUAUGCGUCGCAAGGAAGAUAUGAAGUUGCUGUCCCAUUAUGUAAGCAAGCUUUGGAGGAUUUAGAAAAAACAUCAGGCCAUGAUCACCCUGAUGUAGCUACUAUGUUGAAUAUUUUAGCUCUUGUUUAUAGAGAUCAAAACAAGUAUAAAGAUGCUGCUAAUUUACUGAAUGAUGCCUUGGCAAUACGUGAAAAGACUCUAGGAGAAAAUCAUCCUGCAGUUGCAGCAACAUUAAACAAUUUAGCAGUACUUUAUGGGAAACGAGGUAAAUAUAAAGACGCUGAACCAUUGUGUAAAAGAGCUUUGGAAAUCAGAGAAGCAGUCCUAGGUAAAGGACAUCCAGAUGUAGCUAAACAAUUGAACAACUUAGCACUGCUUUGUCAAAACCAGGGUAAAUAUGAAGAAGUAGAACGAUAUUAUCAACGAGCAUUGGAAAUAUACGAAAAGAAGCUAGGACCAGAUGAUCCUAAUGUAGCUAAAACUAAAAAUAAUUUAGCUUCCUGUUAUUUAAAACAAGGAAAAUAUAAGGAAGCUGAAAUACUGUACAAACAGGUGUUAACUAGAGCUCACGAAAGAGAGUUUGGAACAAUUGAUGGCGAUAAUAAACCAAUAUGGCAAGUGGCUGAAGAACGUGAAGAAAAUAAAAACAAAAGUACAGGUGCAGUACCAUAUACAGAAUAUGGUGGUUGGCAUAAAGCUGCUAAAGUAGAUUCACCAACAGUUACUACCACACUUAAAAAUCUAGGAGCAUUAUAUAGAAGACAAGGAAAAUAUGAAGCUGCAGAAACUCUUGAAGAUUGUGCAUUACGUUCCAGAAAAGAGGCUUUUGAUAUAGUAAAACAAGCCAAAGUUGCACAAAUUCUUAGUGGAUCAACUAGUAGUGUAAAUAGUAAUGACAGGAGAAAUCGAUCAAGUCGUUUGAUUGGUUCUAGGGAAUCGCUGGAGUAUGAUACCAGUUCUACUGGAACAAAAUUAGACGAGAAAUCUGGAACAGAUGGUCAACAGAAGUAGAGUUUAAACACAAUAAAUAUUAUCUACUCGCUUAUCCACAGCAUAUACUUGCACUGCUUCGGCAAUCAAGUUAUUCAUCUCCUAAAUGACAAAAACACGGAAUGGUCCAUUUUUAAACUAUUUUGUAUUUAUAAUUUAUAUGUGCAAUAAAAUAAAUAAUUACACAGCAAAAGUAGGUGGCUUUAACAUUAUAGAUAAAUAUUCUUGACUUGACUAAUUAAUUAAAACAUAUUUAUGAUUAUUCUAAGAAAGUCAACUUAGAUUAAAAUGUUAUAAUUAACAAAAUUCUUACACUUUCAAAAUAUGUAUGACAAAUAAUGUACACAUUUAUUAUAUAUAUAAGUAAUAAUUUCCGUUUAUACUUAAAAUUAUUAAAGGUAAAGAAUAGUAUACAAUAUAAAAAAUAAAAUUACUCACAGAUACUGCAGUAUUUAAACAGGAAAGUUCAUUUAAAACAAAACACUCAUAAU